CGCAUAUGUGUCACUGUCACUCUUGGUGGAAAGAGAGUAUAUUGCAGCGAUAGAAGGCGCAAACGAAUGACUAGUGAGGGGUAGUCGCAAUGCCAGUCACGGCCGACCAAGAGCGGCAGCUGCUCAACCACUACAAACUCACCACCCUCUACCCGGACACCUUCCCUGCAGAACUCGACCAGGAUGACGACGUCGACGAUGACGACGACGACGACGACGAUAACAACAAGCAACUCAACGGCGGGCCCGUCCACCACCCGACUCGCUCCCCCCUCAACGCCCGGAUGAGCGCGUCCCGCUACCGCAACAUCGACCGACACGCCUCCAUGCGCUCCACCGGCAGUCUCGGCCCGGAGAGCGUGGUGCAAAAGGAUGAACCCGACCCUCUCGGCAUGACUUCAAGUGUCGCUUCCGAGCUGCGGAGAAGAGGGGUCCCCGUGGAAGAAGACCUCAAGCUGCGCAACCGCUUCAUGCUGAGCUCCACCUCCUUCUCCCCGCAACUCUUCCUCUCCCACGUCCACCGAGAUGCCUCAAUGGACGACUUACUCCGGGGGCUGGACAACCUCAGCCAUAGCAUCGAGCAAAAGUCCGCCUCCCUCAAAGUGCUGGUGGAGAGCAACUUCGACCGCUUCGUCAAAGCCAAGUCGACCAUCGACCACGUCUACACCGAGAUGCGCACCCAAGGCGGCGACGCUUCUUCGAGUCCCUCCACCCCCACGCCGGGCCGAAGGGGAGGCCAUGCCCGACACACCAGCCGGAGUCAGACCCACUUUCGGAACGCGAGUGCACCCUUCUCCGCCGCGGCUUCCCCGAAGCUGAACGACAGGAAGAAGAACGCUUUGACCAAGGAGUCCGAAUACGGCGUCCUCGGCAUCAAAAUCCCGCUGCAGGAAGUCACGAUCAAAGCGGAAGAAGUCUGGGGCCCGGCCAUUGGUGGGAGGGAGAAGGAAGAAACGCUCAAAGCCGUCAUUGGAGCGGUCGAUGCGCAUAAAGACAUCUUCAAGCUGGGUAGUGUGGUGUAUGAAGCGAUCAAGAAGAACGACUACGACACCGUGACCGACGGGUGGAAACAGGCGAAUAGAUACGCCGACCAAGCGCGGGAGAUUGCGGCGGUCGCUCAGCAGAAUGCCGUGGUGCUAGCGGACCAAGACGCACAACAAAUCCUCAUCACGGCGAAGAUGUACCACGACGUCUCCGCGCAGAUCGAGACGUAUAAGCGUGAUACGUGGCGAAGACUGAAAUCCAGUCAUGGACGCAAACCCGCCGCCGUCGCCGACGAGACGGAUAAGGAGGAGCAUAUGGAACUUAUUGGCGUAUUAAUAUUACUGGGAGUAGACGAAAAUCCGAUCUGGGAAUGGCUGAAUAGUCGGUGUCUCUACCUCAAGGAUAAGCUCGCGCGAUCGUUUGAGCGGUCGAGGGUUGAGAUCGAGAUCCUACGCCGGCGUCUAGCAGCGCACGAACGGAAGGACGUUAAAGCUUCGACGCAGUAUCUGCGCUCCGCAUCAGUCAAUUCGUCACUGCUCGCCGGCAAGGAUGCGGGAAAAGAAAUGGACGCCCCACCCAUCCUGGCGUUCUGGUCAAAGCUCCAUGCCGACCUGAACACCCUCCUCAGCUCCUCCACCGGCAUCCUAGGAGAAUUGCUAGAAUUCUGGGAAACGACGCAAUCCUUCAUUGACGGGAAAGCGCAGAAGUCCUUCCCCAACGCCGUCCUAGUGGCGAGUGUAGACAACCUCGCCCUAGAGCCGGACGACGUCGCGAACCUUCGCGCUGGAGCUAUAGACCUGGUGAACCAAAUCAGGGAGAACGUGCGUUCUUUCUUCGUCGACCCGCCGGUGGAGGAUCUGAGUGAACUGUACAGUCCUGUCCCGCCUACGCCCAUCACACCCGCUUCCGACAACAACAAUAACAACAACUCGAACUCCAGGACUCCCGCGAGCGCGAGAGCGAAUCGUUCCUUCUCCUUCUCCGUCGAUGCAGGCAGCGUACCACCGCCGACGCCGAAAACGGGAUCCGCGACGGAGAAGUUCGCCUUUUGGCCCCCGGGAUCCAACUCCCUCUCCGCGUCGAGCUACUUGGCGAAGAUUUCGCUCCUCGUCGCUCUGGCGGCCACGGAUCUCGCGUCCCUUCCCCUGUUGACCCGCCAUCCGGAUUCCCGUCGCAUGAUCGAGGGGUUGAGGGGGAUGGUGGGGGUGGUGCGUGACCGCGCGCUCACGGCCACUUGCACGCAGUGGGUGGCGGAUGUGGAGAAUCUUGCACGGUAUUUGGAGAGGUGGGAAAGAAGCCCGGAUCGGAAGGAUUUGACGCUUCUGCCGGGCAUGUUUAUGGGGUUUGAGGAGAGGUUGGUUAGGGAGGUCAGGAGGAUGGCUUUUAUCAGUGAGGCGAGCGGGGUGCGGGGGGCGAAUGAGGAGGUUAUCGUUUCCCCGCCGGAUCAGAAGUUGGUGCAGAUGGUCAGAGAGAAGGUUGUGGGGGAGCAUGGGGAGGAGGGGGAUGAGGUUGCUGUGCCCGUUGGUGUGGGAGAAGGGGGAGGCAGUAAGUCAACCCGCUUGCUACUAACCCUCUCCAACCUCUCCCACCUCCGCUCCGACCUAAUCCCGCACCUCCUCACCGCCUUCGAAUCCGCCUUCGCCCCGCUCAAACUCACCGACGAAACGAAAUCCAUCCGCGACCUGCUCUCCCAACUCGACGCCCGCUUAUUCCAAGCCUACACAAAACCCCACGUCGACCGCCUCUCAAUCCUAAUCUACGACGGCAUCAACGCCCCCACUUGGUCCCCCCCGCCAGGCAGUCGACCGAGUAAUGCAAGCCAAUACGUCUACGACGCUCUCCUCUUAAUGGUGGGAGUGCAUUCGGAGGUAACCACAACCACCACCCCGACCACCCCCUUACUCGCCCAAAUCUUGUCAUACCUCCUCGAACAAGCCUCGCACCACCUCCUCGACGCCUUCAAACGCGCCCACUCCCAUUACACUUUAUCCAUGCUCAUGCAAGCAACACUGGAUGUGGAAUUCCUGGCUCAGACGCUGAAUACUUUUUCUUCGGAUAAAGCGGGGGAGGUGCAGAGUCAAGUCUAUUUGGCCCUGGAUGAGCGGACGGACGACGAGGCGAGGCAGAAGUUGCAGGGGGAGUUGCCGGAGAUGCGGGGGGUGUUGAAGCGGUUGCGCGAGGGGAGUCGCGGGGGUUUCGGGUGUUUUCGGCGGGAGAGGAGGGGACGGGAGGGGAGGAAGGAGGGUGCGCGAUAAGACUCUGCGAGGUGAGGGUCUUGCGGUUUAGGGUGUUGUUGUUCUUCGCCGGAAUUCUGCUAGUCGGUCGAGCACUGCUACGCCGUUCCAUCUCUCCUCUCCCUCUCCCUCUCCCUCUCCUUCUGCUUCGCCCGAGCCACCUCCGUCAUGAGCGGUCGUGAGCGUCGGCACGCCAACUUGCUCAAUGCAGAAACUAGCGCUCACACUUGCCACUCGCGCGGCAUCUACGAGAUCCAGCUUCAACCGUGCAAGUCCCACCGCCAAUCCGCCGAGAAACCCAUUCCCGCCUCCCGUCGGAUCGACGACUCUAGUCGCAUCGGUAUGGUAGGCAGGGAGCCAGUGAGUCAGUCCGGUGGAGUCGGCGAGGUAGCAGCCCGUUUUACCGCAGCGGACGACGACUGACAGUGUACUUCCUU
Baudoinia panamericana UAMH 10762 is the source of this 3655-nucleotide messenger RNA. RefSeq lists its product as uncharacterized. Gene Ontology annotation, cellular component: exocyst. Gene Ontology annotation, biological process: exocytosis; Golgi to plasma membrane transport. The record is from RefSeq and is a predicted model, not a curated record. The coding region runs from base 90 to 3239 and encodes 1049 amino acids. The transcript is spliced from 3 exons. NCBI's taxonomy places the organism in Eukaryota, Fungi, Ascomycota, Dothideomycetes, Mycosphaerellales, Teratosphaeriaceae.